AUGAUCACCGAUUGAUGAUUCACUAUCAUCAAUCCCCUCCUUCUCCUGUCUACUUUGUGACCACACAUUUGUCGUAGCUCAACCCUCAUACCAAUUCCCAUCAUCAACUUCAUCUUGAGAAAACAAACUCAACACAUUUUGAAAUUUGAAUAAACAAUGUUUCACACUCCGUUUCGUUUACUUAAUUUUCCCUGCACAAAACCUCCACAUCUAAACAUUCAUAUCUUGCUUUCCCUUCGUUCACCAACCAUCCUUUGCUCAUUCAAUGAAGAUUCCUUUUCUAUCCCUAAAUCAACCCAGUUUGGUUACAGUCCUCCAGAGGAUCUAUUUGGGCUAGAGGUGGAACUCAAACCAAGGAAAACUAACUCUCAUAUAAGAGAACCAAGGUCUUGGUUUGGUCCAAAUGGACAGUAUAUCAGAGAGCUACCUUGUCCAAGUUGCCGAGGAAGGGGUUAUACUCCUUGUACAGAAUGUGGAAUAGAAAGAUCUAGAUCAGACUGUCCAGAAUGUAAUGGAAAGGGUUUACUGACUUGCCACCAGUGCUCUGGAGAUUGUGUCAUAUGGGAAGAAUCAAUUGAUGAACGACCAUGGGAGAGAGCUCAAUCAAUAUCUCCACUCAAAGUGAAGGAAGACGAUGAAGUUGACAAAUUAGACAUAAAGCUUGAUGCAAAGAAAAAAUCCAAGCGUGUUUACCAGUCACCUUCUCCUGAAGUUGGAUUAAAGAUUAGUCGUUCAUUAAAAAGUCUCAAUGCCAAAACUGGUCUAUUUAGCAAACGAAUGAAGAUCAUCCACCAGGAUCCAAUUCUUCAGGCACAGAGAGUGAUUGCUAUUAAGAAAGCUAAGAGAACUGUUUCAGCAAGAAUGCAUGCUUCCAAAACUAUGAAAGAGUUCUUUAGUGAUCCAAUAAACCGUCAAAAAAGGAGCAUAGCCAUGAAAGGAGUGAAAUUCUACUGCCAAAACUGUGGACGUGAAGGACAUAGGAGACACUAUUGUCCAGAACUCAAGGAUGGUUUGGUUGAUCGGAGAUUCACAUGUAAGCUAUGUGGUGAAAAAGGGCACAACCGAAGGACAUGCAUUAAGUUAAGGAUAAGCCAUAGUGAUGGGAGAGUUAUAAAACACCAUCGAUGUAAAAUAUGUCGACAAUAUGGCCAUAACAGAAGGACAUGCCCUCAAGUUAUUUCGAAUAAAGGAACGGACACAACAUCUCAAAGAAUAUACAAAUGUCGAUUGUGCCAGAAAGAGGGACACAAUAUUAGAACAUGUCCUAGAAGAAUAGUUGGUACUGAAAAUUCUCAAAAGUAAUAGUCCUACUUUUGAGAAAUUCGAGUUUGAACCUAAAUCUCAUUGACGAGAUUUGAAAAGCUUUUAUUUUGCUCACUUAUGUAACUGCAACAUGAUCUAUUAAUCAAUGUUGAUUAGCCUAAACUUGUCAGAAAUUGGUUAGAUUUAAGGUUGCUUGUUGGAACUUGGAUGAAACAAAAAUGGUAGGGGUCAUUCAUAUGCCCAAGAGUAAACUAGCUUCCCAACUAA
Molecule: messenger RNA, 1530 nt
Organism: Trifolium pratense (red clover)
Lineage: Eukaryota; Viridiplantae; Streptophyta; Magnoliopsida; Fabales; Fabaceae
Exons: 8
Coding region: 157-1302 (381 amino acids)
Biological process (GO): positive regulation of cytoplasmic translation
Cellular component (GO): cytoplasm
Molecular function (GO): mRNA binding; translation regulator activity; single-stranded RNA binding
Source: RefSeq, a predicted model, not a curated record